This is a messenger RNA of Symsagittifera roscoffensis, 2510 nucleotides long. Its product is annotated as solute carrier organic anion transporter family member 4C1-like. NCBI's taxonomy places the organism in Eukaryota, Metazoa, Xenacoelomorpha, Acoela, Convolutidae. Gene Ontology annotation, biological process: sodium-independent organic anion transport; transmembrane transport. The record is from RefSeq and is a predicted model, not a curated record. The transcript is spliced from 8 exons. Gene Ontology annotation, cellular component: plasma membrane. Gene Ontology annotation, molecular function: protein binding. Bases 162 to 2351 code for a protein of 729 amino acids.
GCUAAAAUGUAGACUAAUUAUCAGAGCUCUUCUGAACUUGUUAAAAACGAACCAAAAAGUCAAACAUACAGCGUAUGUGAAAAGUACAUGAAUUGGUUCACAUGAUUUUUAAUUUUGUUAAUAGAAAAACUUGACUGUAAUAAAUUUUGACGCAAUAAAUUAUGAACAAGUUUCGAGUCGGCGACCUAAGAGUUCGGGAAACGGGCGCCGAGGACGAAAUGGACUCGUUAUUGUCGAAUAAAGAGCCGUUAGAAUCAGGAAGCAGAGACGAUAGCAUCUCGGACGAAAACGAGAAAGCCGAACUUUGUGGCGUCGGCGCUUGGACUCCGAAACUGAUGCAAAAAUUAAACAACUCGGAUUGCGCUCUUCUCUUUUUAUCUCUUCUUGUGUGUUUCGAAGGCAUGGUUCUUUAUGGCGAGGCACCCACAACUUUAUCGAGUAUCGAGACCAGAUACGAUUUCAAAAGUUGGGUGGCUGGUUUUUUAUUGAGCAUGAGUGAUGUUGGAAUUGCGUUGACUUUGAUUCCCAUCAGCUAUUUAGGCUCCAAUGUGAAUAAGUGUCAGUGGAUAGCAUACGGAGCUGUGUCCUUUUCCAUAGGUUGUCUGCUAUACUCAGCCCCCCACUUUCUGAGUGACAGCUACCAACUGUCAUCCAACUUGACACUCGUUCAGAAUGGACACCUGUGCGGGAUAUCUGAUAAUGACUCAUUUAACUACACUUUUAACGAAGAUGAUGAUGACCUCACCAGAAGAUCAGGUCACUGUGACUUCGUGCAGGACAGCAAGACAGGGUUCUUCGCAAAAGGCGUCUAUUUUCUGCUGUUCGCAGCCGGUCGGUUUCUGCAGGGCGCAGGCUGUGUGCCUCUGUACGUUCUAGCUAUAGUCUACCUGGACGAGAACGUCCUACCUUCUCGCAGCUCACUUUACAUGGGCAUCUUCUACUGUCUCUCUCUAGUCGGACCCACUGGCGGGUACAUAAUUGGCGCUCUCUUUCUUCGAGUGUACGUGAAUGUUGACAAAGUGUUUCGAGACGACAGCUUCGAAGUGAGUCAAGAUAACCCCCUCUGGAUCGGCGCCUGGUGGGCGGGGUAUCUUCUGGGAGCUGUGCUGGUGAUGUUGUGCGCUGUUCCAGUUUCGCUUUAUCCAAAGCGCUUGCCAGGAUACAAAGAAGUGCAGGCGCAGCGGGUGAGUGAAGUUCACAAAGACGAAAGCGAACUAGAGCGAACUCUGCUGAGUAGUGACGAGGACCACACCACUAAAUUGAGACAGGUGUGGGGGGCCACUAAGGACUUGAUAGUGGGCAACAGACCCUUUCUACUCCUAAGUCUCAGCAACUCAUGUGACUCCUUCCUCAUAUUCGGAAUGGCCGCCUUCUUCCCAAAGUACCUCGAGUCCCAGUUUAACUUGACGGCUAGCAGUGCAGCCUUGAUGGCAGCAGCUGUCGCAGUGCCUUCUGCUGGCGGAGGGACAUUCCUCGGAGGUUGGGUUGUGGAGCGAUUCGACAUGUCUGCGACCCAAAUCAUCUCUUUCUGCAAAUGGGUCACAUUUUUAAGUGUGCCACUGCUGCUAGUGUUCCUGGUACCUUGUGGGAACCAAGAUUACGCAGGAAUCAACUAUGACUACCCUUUCGAUGAAACAAAUCUGGAACUAGAUCCCAAUCAUAACUUUGAGUCCAGGUUUCUGUCAUAUUGCAACUCCGAGUGCAAUUGCAUGGACGAAGACUACUUCCCACUGUGUGGUAUAGACAGCGUCCAAUAUUACUCACCAUGCCACGCAGGAUGUGUUUCGGAUGUAGAUCCAGGGUCCAAAAUGGCCAUUGAAACGUACACGAAUUGCUCUUGUGUUGGUGCCUCGAAAACAGCGAAGCCCGGUUUGUGUGGAUACAAGUGCAGUUAUGGGUUUGCGCUCUAUUUGGGCCUGUUUUCAAUCAUAGUGUCAACUAGCUUGUCGUUCGUGCCAACAAAGGUGGCCAUUCUGCGGAUAGUGCCUGGCCACCAGCGGAGUCUGGCACUGGGACUGCGGUGGGUGCUGAGUUGUAUCUUUGGCUCCAUUCCUGGUCCAGUUCUCAUUGGACUCAUGUUCGACGGGGGAUGUGUGCUUUAUAAGAGGGAGUGCGGUCUCAAAGAGAACAACUGUGUGGUGUAUGACUCUAUCCACUUGAGAAUCAUGUGUAUGUUGGUGGCCCUCAUCAUGAAAGUGGGCUGCUGUGUGCUGCUCUACAUGGCAGAGAAGUCAUACAGACCCCCUGUGGAUGAAACCAGUCGCAUACUAGAAGAACCGAACGACCAAGACGCUUCUGAAGAUUCGUCAAAAAAUAGCCAAAUUAAUUUUUAUGAUUUAAUAAAAAAUUAGUGUACAAAAUAUAGCUGCUGGAUGACCAGAUUUAAUUGUUGUAAGAAAAUACUAAAUUCUAAGAGGAUCAAAGUUUGUAAUUUGCGUAAUGAGAUUCUCAUGUGAAAUAGGAGCUACUUGUAACCAGUAAUAGAGCCAGGUGCAGAUCUAGAAAAUCCU